Molecule: messenger RNA, 1416 nt
Organism: Panicum virgatum (switchgrass)
Lineage: Eukaryota; Viridiplantae; Streptophyta; Magnoliopsida; Poales; Poaceae
Product: F-box protein At4g35930-like
Exons: 5
Coding region: 320-1114 (264 amino acids)
Molecular function (GO): protein binding
Source: RefSeq, a predicted model, not a curated record
ACCCAUCUCUCUCUCUUUCCUCCCCCUCGAUUCCCGAUUUCGCUGCCAGCCAUUAAAGCAGGGGAGCAAUUUGUUGCCGUGGGAGUGCGGUCGCGGCCUCGCGGGCGCCCCGCUGAUUCCUCCUCCGGGCUCGCCCUCGCCGGCGGUGUGGGGGGAGCAGCCACCACCCAGCUCGCGCCUGCUUCUUCCCCUUCGCGCGUGAUGGGAGCUGCUGGGUCCUGACCUGCCCUGCCCUGUUCCAGCUGAGAGAUGAAAUUGGACAAGAAUCGAAGUUCUGCGGCACCUGACACUUCCUAUUUAAUUGUGAACUGCAAUCACCAUGGGGUCUGGAUCAGUGACUCUGAAGCAAAAGAAACGAGUGAAACAUGCAAAGAACAAGUACUUGAAACCUGGUGCCCUGGCUCAGAUUCGUUAUACUAGGAGCACCAGCAGGGACAUAGGGAAGAAAAGGAUUCUGUUGAAUGUGAAAGAUGAGCUGGAGAUAUCACCACAGGCUGAGGUUCUCCUAGAAAGCACUGGACCAAUUUUGUCCCCCGCAAGACUCAAUUUUGAGCCGUUUGGUAGCAAUAAAGGGCAGAUAUUGCCGAGGACUCCGAGGACUCCUGAUGCAGCUGAGUUUGGUGAUUCAAGACUUGAAUCACUUCCACUUGAUUUGCUGAUCAAGAUCAUGUGUUGCUUGCACCAUGACCAACUGAAGGCUGUUUUCCAUGUUUCCAAAAGGAUUCGAAAAGCAGUUGAACUGGCCAGGCAGUACCAUUUUAAUUAUACUACACCAGAUCGAAGCAGACAGGAAUUGCUCCUAAACAAGACUCCUCUUCCAACAGAACAUUGGCCUUUCUUGAGUAGAAUCGAUGGCAAGGAUGUGCUUGUUUCCACCCCAAGGACCCCGCGGGCCCCAAAACAUGCUGCUCGCCUUUCACGCCUUAAGCUGGUUGAUGUGAAGCCAAUUACAGCAGUUCUUUUCCAGGAGUCUUCUACUUCUUUUCCUACAAAGCGUCUCCGACGCUCAGUGCCACCUGGACUGCCAAGGCCUGUAUCCAAAGCUGCACCCUCGCCUCGAGUUUUACGAUAUGAGGAGCUUUGUGAAGCUGUGGCACAGAAUAAGCUUCUUUGAGGAUCCAACAAGUUUAUUGCUUUCAUCUGUAGUGUAUAGUGUGAAGGCCCUUGGUAAGGAUUUUGUCUGCCAGCUAGCUCCUAGCUGCCAUCUUAGAUGAUGGUUACCAGGUUAGAUUUUAGACUAGUGUUAGACUGUCAUAUACCCUUAUGUCAUAAGUGUCCAGUUUGCUUUAUUCCAUGGUUUGUAUAUAUCACAUAAUAAAAUGGACCCUUUUAUGUAUUUAUUUAUACCUUAUAUCCUUUUUCCUUGCGAAAGUGGUGUACUUUCCCCAUUAAUCAUCAAUCUGGAUUCUGGAUGAA